This is a messenger RNA of Erigeron canadensis, 1479 nucleotides long. RefSeq names its product ammonium transporter 2 member 5-like. Bases 1 to 1479 code for a protein of 492 amino acids. Gene Ontology annotation, cellular component: plasma membrane. The record is from RefSeq and is a predicted model, not a curated record. Gene Ontology annotation, biological process: ammonium transmembrane transport. Gene Ontology annotation, molecular function: ammonium channel activity. Lineage: Eukaryota; Viridiplantae; Streptophyta; Magnoliopsida; Asterales; Asteraceae. The transcript is spliced from 2 exons.
AUGAGUUUUUUUUCGCCACCAGCACCACCACUUUUCAAUCUAACACAACCAUUUGCAUUUCCCCCAAACUUGCUACCUGAUGAAGCAAGUCCAGAAUGGAUGAACAAAGCCGACAAUGCUUGGCAGCUAGCAGCGGCAACACUAGUCGGCCUGCAAAGUGUACCAGGGCUUAUGAUACUGUAUGGUGGUGCUGUCAAGAAGAAAUGGGCUGUGAAUUCUGCUUUCAUGGCAUUGUAUGCUUUUGCAAUGGUUCUUGUUUGUUGGGUCUGUUGGGGAUACCGGCUUUCUUUUGGGGAUGAACUUAUUCCCAUUUGGGGGAAGGUGGAAGCUGCCCUUGAGCACAAGUACCUUUUGGAACAGGCAUAUCUUGGACUGUUCCCGAAUGUAACCAUGGUGUUUUUCCAAUUUGUUUUUGCAGCCAUCACUUUGAUUUUAAUAGCGGGUGCAGUUUUGGGACGGAUGAAUUUUUAUGCAUGGAUGUUAUUUGUUCCCCUCUGGCUAACCUUUUCGUACACCUUUAGUGCAUUCACGAUCUGGUCUACAAAUGGUUGGCUCAGUAAAAUGGGAAUUAUUGACUUUGCAGGUGGUUACGUUAUACAUUUAUCUUCAGGAGUCGCUGGUUACACUGCUGCUUACUGGGUUGGUCCUAGAUUGACUGCGGACAGGGAAAAUUUUCCUCCCAACAACAUUAUAAUGAUGUUAGCUGGUGCCGGUUUGUUAUGGAUGGGCUGGACUGGGAUCAAUGGUGGAGCCCCGUAUGUGGCCAGUACUGAUGCUUCGUUGGCUGUGUUGAACACCCAUGUCUGUGCGGCUACAAGCCUACUCACGUGGCUAAUGCUUGAUAUUAUUUUUUUCAAGAAAGCCUCUGUUGUCAGUGCAAUUCAGGGUAUGAUCACAGGUCUAGUUUGCAUCACCCCUGGAGCAGGGGUUGUGCAAGGAUAUGCUGCCAUCAUAAUGGGAAUCUGUUCAGGCUCAAUCCCGUGGUUGACUAUGAUGGUGUUGCAAAAGAAAUUAAAGAUCUUCCAAAAAAUCGAUGACACAAUGGCAAUGCUGCACACACAUGCCAUAGCAGGUAUCCUGGGCGGUAUCCUCACAGGCCUCUUUUCUGAGCCCCAUUUGUGUAAAUUAUUCUAUGGGAGUACAGGUAGAUACAUGGGGCUAUUCCAUGCUUUGCACCUUGGAACGUCAGAAAGUAUCCAUUACGGCCUCCGCCAAAUGGGAAUUCAACUACUAGGAAUUUUAUUUGUGGUGGUGCUUAAUAUUGUAAUGACAAGUUUAAUAUGCUUACUUAUAAACCUAAUUGUGCCCUUAAGGAUGACCUAUGAGGAAUUGGAAAUAGGAGAUGAGAUGGUUCAUGGGGAAGAAGCUUAUGCUAUCUGGGGUGAAGGCAAGAAGCUUGAGACUCCGAGGUACUCGAGUUAUUAUAUUGAUAUUGAAUCCCCAAGCAAGACGGGAGUAAGUUCGUUUGAAAUAGAAUAG